AAUUUCUGUAAAAUAUCGAAAACUGUGAAUAAAAUGAAAUAAUCGUUUAGGUCAUAUAUACGCGAUGUGGUCCGCCUUCGACCCUGUGUUGCUUUUGUUUGGAGAACGGAUCGAGAACAAGGUCACGCAGGUAAAAUGGCAGCCAGAGUACAGAGAUCGGUCGGGGCUUGACGAUAACCUCGCGUCGUUACGCGAAUCGUUCGAUUUCUUUACGCGAAUAAACGUCGACUACGUGAUAUAAGUUAAUAGAACGACGAUAGAACAAGUGAAAAUGACCGAUACUUAGCAUAGAUAGGAGUCAUUUAUUUUCUUUACGAUCGUAGAAAUAGAUCUCGAUCGAUUUAGUAAGUCAAUAACGUUCCGGUAUAUUCUUGAUCCACGUGAAUCCACGCAUACAUAUACGCAUACGCAUACGUAUACGCAUAGGCGCGUACAUAGAAAUGAUUAAAAAUGUUUAAUUAUCCCGCCUUUGAAAACUUUGAAAUUUUAGUCGCGCCAUAUAGGUGUAAUUGUGCGGUAUGAUAAUCGCAAGAGGCGUCGUCGCAUGCAAGUGGUUGACUUGCGAUCUGAUAAAAGAAUUGAAAUACAUUUUUUUUUGACAAUCUACGUGUUCUAUAUCAGACGACAAUUCUGAUAAAGGCUCUAGUUUUCUACCUGAUCGUUUGGGCGAAGCCUCAUUAACAGCAACAAUGAAAAUGGAGUAAAGCGACAUAGAUAUUGGCAUUUGAUGAAAAGUAGUCGGGCGGAGCAUAGAUUGGAACAGUUAAAAAAGGCAACGGACAGAAUACAAAAGGAGAUCGAAGAGGUCACAGAGAGGGAGCACGAGCUACGAAACGUGGGUAGCAUUAAAACCACGUCGCACGAGACGGUAGAUUCCAAGGUGAGACGUAUGCCGCAAGCUUUGGCAUCGAGUAAAUUGAAGAGGGCAACGUCAACGCCACAGAUUUUCGAAGCUGUUAGUCUUGUCCCUUCGACACAAUCUACUCUACCAAAAAUGACGAACGGUGUAACAUCUUCUAAUUCAACAGCAAGACCUUUACGUUUUGCUACAGCACCUAGCCAAAAAGGAUUGAUGCAUAGGUUCUUAGCAACUAGGGGAAAGAUUUAUAAGUCUAACACAACUCCUAAUGAUCUUAUAACUUCGUCUACCACUGUACCUACCAUUGCACUUAAUCCUAUAAGCGUAAAAGCUUUCAAUCGCAGUUUGAAGAUACAACUUGAACCAGAUGAUGAACCUAAAAAACCUCCUGUUAGGAAGGGUUAUGUACCUGUUGAAGAAAAAAUUCAAAAAGAAUUGCACGAGAUGAAGGAACGAGAAAAUGAACUUAGAUUAAUGCGUUCUCAAAUGUUAGCAAAAUCUCAACCAAAUCUCUUGGAUAUCGGUAACGAUAAUGAUUCCGAUAUUUACGAUGGCACCGGCUCCUUAAGAAGCGGAGCAUCAUCUAAUACGUUAAACGAAGAUGAAAUAGAAAGAGAAAGUAAAGGCAAACAUAAGCCAAAUCCACGGCGUCGAAGCACUCUCAUCGCUCAAUGGGAAAAUCUUAUAGCAGCGAAAAAAGAAUCCAAUGAGAAUAAUCAUGAAAACGAUAGUGUUUUUUGAGAAAAGGUUUAUCGUUAAUUUUUUUCGAAAAUUUCUUUUUUGUCCAAUUUGUUACGUACAUUUGAUAAAUCUAUUAUUUUAUCUUUCUUCAUAUAUAUGUAUUUAGGUACGUAAAAUUUAUAUAUAUACAUUUUCUACACACACACACAUAUCACCAAGUAAUAAGUUAUAAACAAAUAUUUAUUGAAGCAUUAAAACUUGAAUAAUAAAUUUCUACGUAUAUAUAUACAUAUAUAAUCGUAGAUUGUGGUGUAGACGUUGCUCUCACACGGAUAUUAUAAUAUUUUUGUAAUAUAAUAUUUAGAAAAGAACUUUAGUAAUAUCAAUAUAGUAUAUGUUUAUUGUUUCCUAAAAAUAAUAAUGUACUAUUAAAUUAGUAAUUAAUCAAGAAUUAGUUUAAAAUUAUAUUUUUUUACUAGUAGGAUUAAAUAGAUAUUUCGUAAGAUAACUUGUAGUAUUUACUCAACAAAAAUAUAUAUAUAUAUAUGUAAG
Messenger RNA from Polistes canadensis, 2092 nucleotides. RefSeq lists its product as uncharacterized. Lineage: Eukaryota; Metazoa; Arthropoda; Insecta; Hymenoptera; Vespidae. Bases 728 to 1600 code for a protein of 290 amino acids. The record is from RefSeq and is a predicted model, not a curated record. The transcript has 6 exons.